ACGUUGACACCGUUCCAAGUAAGUUACGUGCUGCUAGCUCCCACGUUGAAGAUUGCACGGAUAAAUCGAGUGUACGGCUGGAAGACAUAACUGACAGCGAAUGUCCAACCCUCACUGGAUGCGGGAAGGACGAGCCACAGAUCUGUACAUGUUCUACGCUGGUAAGAAAGAUGGUAAAAGGCAACAAACGAUUGCUGUUUGCAAUUCGGCAAAUCGUUUACGUCGCUCGCCAGUUUGACAAAACCUCGGCAGAAAAAGAGAGCUGGCUCAUUGCUGCUAUCAUUCUCGAUCGAGUGUUCUUGGUGUUCUUUGUGAUUGUGUUUAUAAUUUUUUCACUGAUAAAUUUCCUGUGGUAAAAAAUCUCAGGGUACACAAGUGAAACGGACAAUCUGCUACAGGUCUGCAAACAAGUUGUUACAAAUCUGUUAAUCAUAAGUGCAUGUCGACAAGUCGUGUUCGCACUGCUUGUUCCCAGUUGUUGUAACAAGUUUAGAACUGUUAACAACUUGUAACAAGCUUCAUGGCAUUAUUAGACUUGUUGCAAGGUUGUUCUAACAAGUCUGAUACGGUCAUGAUAUAACAAGAACUUUACAAGACGACACAAGCUUGUAACAAUAUUGUUAUAUCAUGACUGUGUCGGACUUGUUUGAACAACCUUGUCCUUGCAACAAGUCUGAUAAUAUCAACAAGGUUGUUACAAUUGUUAACAAGUUGUUCCAUACACACUUAAAAAUCUCACAACUUGUCAACAAGAUGUGUUCGCAACAGGCGUGUAGCAAGCUUGUCAACAAGUUGUAACAAUCAUGUUAUUUCAUCAAGUUGCAACAAGGUUGUCACUCACAACUUGUUGACAUAUUGUUGAAUUGCAGAACGAUAGCAAGUUGUUGGAACAACUUGUAACAAAUCUAUUGAGCUCAACUAUCUUGUAGCACGUUGUCAUCAAGCCGUUGACAACUUGUGAACACGCUGGGAACAAGCAGUGCGAACACAUCCUGUUGACAAGUUGUUGGAACAGCAUUGCUACAAGUCUGCUGCAGGUUUGUUACAACUUGGGCGUUUCGCGUGUAUACAUCGCUACCUGGGGCUCGAGAUAUUAUCACAGAAGUGGGAUGAACCUUUCAGUGUACAGUGUGAUAAUAACUUCUCUUUGUUCAGAACAGAAUGGGUCGAACUACAUGCUGUUUGUAUACAAAUUAUUCAAUUAAUGCUCAGUCUUAUUUGUCUUUUGUCCAAUCAAUAUUUUAUGAACGUAUUUCAUAACAUAGUUUAUUAAAGCAGCCAGAAUUUAAUUAAUGUAAUGUUUUAUAUUUUUGUAUAAAAUCUGAACCGGAAACUUUAAACUUGUAAAUUGCUUUUGAGUUCAUAUAUACAGGCAUGUUAUGUGACCAUUUAGCACUUAGACAUAUUCAAAAACUCAAUACGCUAUUAAUCAACUUCUGUUUAUUAAAAUAGCCCAUUAAUAGUCUCUUUAUGAAUUUCGCUAAUCCCUUUAUUCUAUAAACGGCUUCAAAAUGCAACCAAAAUUGUAGCAUAUGCUGUCUAAACCUUGCAAAACAUGAAAUAUUUCGAACAUAAGUCACUAUUUGAGAUAUGUUUGUGACAUCAUUUGGUAUUUGUGUACUGUUAUAUACUCAGCAUGUCUCGCUGUUAAUGGAGGGAAUUUUGUUAACAUCACCCCAAUGAUCAGCAUGGGCUUAAAUUGGGUUUUUUUUUCAGCCAGUAGAGGAGUUGUUUCAAUUCAGAUGGAGACAUUAAUUUAUGUCAUUUUAUAAUAUUUGCCUGAUCUAUACUGUAUAGACGCGGGUCAUCAGUCUUGACAGACAAAAGAAAAACAAUUUGUCUCAUAAAUCUUCAAUGUUUUCCCAAGCAUUGAUAUUUAUAGGUUCGUGCGUGCUUUGACUGUAAGAUAUUAUGCCAAGAGGAAUAUUGAUGUCACAGUGGUUAAUUAUACAAGGUAAGAUUCUACAGUAAUGUUAGUAGACUUAGACCUGGUUUACACUAUCAAAGUUUCUGUGAUCACAGUAGGAAUUUUGCAAGCUAAAGGAUUAAACUGCAUGCCCGUCCUCCAAGACAGGCGCAAGUCGUCGCGAAAAUAUUUCAUACACGUAAAUUGAAUAAGACUCCCUACCAAUCCCAGUUGACUCAAUGGGCAGAGUGGCAGUCUAGAAACCCGAAGUUAGUCUAGAUUUCCUCCUGUAGUUAUACUGGAUCUGAUAGAGAUGGCUUUUACUAUAGACCUCUAAGGAGAACAGUUUAGAACUGAUAGAGCUAUCAGGCAUGAUAAAUAAACUUAGUUUAGUUCCAGUUUCCUCCUGUAGUAACACUGGAUCAAUAAGAGAUGAUCCUUACUGGACCUCUCGGAAGAACAGUUUAGAACUGAUAGGGCUAUCCAGUAUAAAUAAAGCUAGUUUAGUUUAGGUUUCAUCCUGUAGUGACAUUGGAUCAAUAAGAGAUUAUCCUUACUGGACCUCUCGGAAGAACAGUUUAGAACUGAUAGGGCUAUCCAGUAUAAAUAAAGCUAGUUUAGUUUGGGUUUCAUCCUGUAGUGACAUUGGAUCAAUAAGACAUUAUCCUUACUGGACCUCUAUGAAGAACAGUUUAGAACUGAUGGAACUAUUCCAGUAUAAAUAAAGUUAGUUUAGUUUAGAUUUCUUCCGGUAGUAACACUGGAUUUUACCAGGCUUCUAAAGAGAACAGUUUAAGACUAGUAGAACUAUCUAGGCAUGAUAAAUAAAGUUAGUUUAGGUUUCUUCCUGUGGUAACACUGGAUCAAUAAGCAGAGAUGGCUUUCAUUGGACCUCUAGGGAGAACAGUUUAGUCCUGAUAGGACUACUACCACUUUGCUCCUGCUAUGAUGGAGGAUUUAGAGAUGGUCUUAAUUUGUUUUAAUGUGAAUUCAUUGCAGGAUAAAAAUAAGCAAAGAGAGAACAGUAAAAAAUGUUUCUGGUGCUAUUCUGCUAUCUAUAUCUUCUUGGACCUCUAUCGGCUGGUAGGUUACUCUUAUCAAUUCCAAGAGCUCUGGUCUAUCAAUUAUAAUGCUGUUUUAUUUAUUUCCAAAUAGUAAUGUACAUUUAUUUUGUAGUUGAAAGCACAUUCGAUGCGAAAGUCCGUCUGGAAAGGAUGUUAUUGAAAGAUUACACGAAAGAAGUCAGGCCUGUUCUUGAUGUCAGAGAUAACGUUACAGUGACCGUUGGAAUAUCUUUAUAUCUUAUUAGAAAUAUGGUAUGAUAAACUGAAAUAAAACUAGUUUUAUUUUGCACUAGAUAGUUCUAUCAGUUCCAAACUGUUUUCCUGGCUUAGAUGUCCAAUAUAACUAUAAAUAGCAAUUUCUUACCACAGGAGGAAACCUAUAUAGACUAAACUAAUUUUAUAUAUUCUGGAUAGCUCUAUCAGUUCUAAACUGUUCUCCCCAGAGGGCCAGUAAGGAUCAUCUCUUAUUGUUCCAGUGUUACUAUAGGAGGAAACUUAAACUAGACUAAGUUUAUUUAUACUGGAUUGCUCUAUCGGUUCUAAACUGUUCUUCCUAUAGAGGUCCAGUAAGGGCCUUUUCUUAUUCACCCAGUGUUACUAUAGAAGGAAACCCAAACUAAACUAACUUGUGAAUAUUGUUGUGAUCCCAUAUACUUCGAGUUUUAUCUUACAGGAUGACAAAAAUCAAAUGCUUACCACGAGUUUAUGGAUACGACAGGUAAAUGAUGAAUUGUGUUGUGUUUUAUGUAGAUUGCAUCAUCUUCUAUAAAUGUUCGUGUUUGUUUACAAUUUCCCUAGGUAUGGCAUGAUCACAGACUAACAUGGACACCAUCGAACUUUUCUUCUGUCAAAAAAAUCAAUAUUCCUGUAAACAAAGUUUGGAUUCCAGAUAUCAAGGUUUACAACGAGUGAGUUGACUAACUGUUCUAGUUUGCGAUCAUGGGUGCCAGAUACGGUACCCCUUGCCGCUAUGAGUUAAGCCUGCUAUUGAAGGCCGAGGGUAUUGGGUGUUUCGAAAACGAAGACCUACAAAGACCUAAGAUGGAUCAUCGUGUUUCAUAAUGGAGACACCAUCUGACAUUAUGACAGGAACAUUCCUUGUGAAAUAUAACCAGAUUCUUGGUUUCAUUAACCAGAUUAUGUUUGGGUGUGAUAAAAUACCCAAGAAAUUUAACCAAGUUUUGACCAAAUUUAAACAAGUGUUUUUGAGAGUGUAUGUUACAUUGUCUUUUCAUUGUUUUGAAAAUCUCAUUGUUCUUUAUGCCAUCUAGUCAUUCAUUGUUCUGACUGAUAAACAUUCAUUUAAAAGACCUACUACCUUUCCCAUAUUUCAGAGUAAACAGGGGUCAAUACAGUGGUCUAGAUCAGUUCCAAACUCGAGUUCUUGUCAACCAUGACGGGAGAAUUCAAUGGAUGGGACCGUCAGUUAUGAGAACAUCAUGUCAAGUUGAUAUCAAAAUGUUCCCUUUUGAUACACAGGUACAUCUAUCUUUGAGAGUUUUAUAUAUUAUCAGUUAAUAAUAUAGCCUUCAAUAAUAUUACUCAAUUAAACUAACUGUAUACUUGAUAGCUGUCUCAAGACUAAACUAUUCUCCCAAGAGGCCCAACAAAAUCCAUUCCUUGGUGUUCCUGUACUACUACCAGACAAGGGAAAUCCCUAAACUAAACUAACUUUAUUCAUAUUGCGUAUUUCUAUCACUUUUAAACUGAUUUGCUGUGUUGGUGCAGUUGUGUACUCAGGUGAAUAUGAUGUUUGUGAUGUUACUCUGAGUGUGUAUCCACACCGGGCAAGCUUGAAAUAUAUGCCUGACCACGGUGGGAAUCGAACCUACGACCUAGAAUACUAGCCCAAUGCUCUUCCAACUGAUCUACGCGGCCAGGUCGGUUCGAGUAUGUGAUAUUUCAGUACCUGAGUACACAACACCAACGCAGCAAAUCAUAAUUAUUAGAUUACAUUGAUAUCGAUGGAACAGACUCGGUUCUGAAAUAUCACAUACUCGAACCGACCUGACCGCGUAGCUCAGUUGGCAGAGCAUUGGGCUAGUAUUCCAAAGGGCGUAGGUUCGAUUCCCACCGUGGCCAGGCAUAUUUUUCAAGCCUGCCCGGUGUGGAUACACACUCAGAGUAACAUCACAAACAUCACUUUUAAACUGUUCUCCAAAGAGGUCCAGUAAGAGCCAUCCUUUCUUGAUCUGGAAUUACUAUACAAUAAGAAAGCUAAACUAACUUUAUUUUAAGUAACUUUAUUUUUUUGGAUAGUUCUUGUAGUCUCGAACUGUUCUCCCUAGACGCCCAGUAUAAAAUCCGCAGCACCCGACAAAAACCUUCUGUGUUUGAAAGAUUUCUUAUCAAUAAUUCUCGUCUCAGACGUGUAGGAUAAAGUUAGGUUCGUGGACAUACGAUGGCUUUGCUCUGGACGUGAAACCCGAGUCAUACACGAUGGAUAUAUCAAAAUCUCCUUCGAGUCUUGAGUGGAAACUGGUAUCUACCUCGGUCGAGCGCAAAGUACAGACCUACUCAUGCUGCCCAGAACCGUAUCCUGAUGUGACGUAUACCCUCACGAUCAAACGAAGACAAAAAAGUUAUGUCGUGAAUUUUAUAUUCCCUGCUCUGUUCCUGACAGGUUAGAGAAGAUUUAGAAUGGACAACUUGCAUGUUAGACAAUUUUUAAUCUAAGUAAAGAGAAGGGAAUCAAACACAACCGUUAAAAAGAACACGAUAGAAAAUAUAUCGUCCAGUAAUAGGAGGGAUCCUAAGCUAGACUGUUCUAUCAGUUCUAAACUGUUCUCCCUAGAGGUCCAAUAAGAACCAUCAUUUGUCGUUGCAGUUUAGUUCAAGAGGAAACCGAAACUAACUUUAUUUAUACUGAAAAGCUCUAUCAGUUUUGUAUUGUUCAUUCUAGAGGUCCGGUAAGAGCCAUCCCUUAUUGGUGCAGUGAAACUACAGGAGGAAACCUAAACUAAACGAACCUCAACUUUUGUACUGGACAUCUCUAUAUCAGACCUACCACCUUAUGUAUAAUCAGUAUGAAAUAAUGUUGUUAGUAUUAAUUAUUCCUAUUAUUUAUGUACCUACCAUCUUAUGUAUAAUCAGUAUGAAAUAAUGUUGUUAGUAUUAAUUAUUCCUAUUAUUUAUGUUCAGCUCUGACUAUCAUGGCUUUUGUGACAUCUGCAGAAAGGAUUGGUCUUGUGCUCACUUGCCUUGUUUCAAUGUUUUUCUUCUUGAAAAUGGUCGCAGAAAGAACGCCGCCGUCUGAUACAGUUCCUCUGCUCAGUAUUUAUUACGUCAUGUUGAGCUUUGAGGUACGAACUUUUUAAUAGCUAUAUACAUGCCAACCUCUCUGUAUGGACCACACCUCUCACACAGAUACAUAGAGAUGUUCGUAUUAGAGAGGUGUCCAUAUUGGAGAGGGUUUGUAUUGGAGAGGUAUUUGUAUUAGAGAGAUGUUCGUAUUAGAGAGAUGUUCGUAUUAGAGAGAUGUUCGUAUUAGAGAGGUGUUCGUAUUAGAGAGAUGUUCGUAUUAGAGAGAUGUUCGUAUUAGAGAGGUGUUCGUAUUAGAGAGAUGUUCGUAUUAGAGAGAUGUCCGUAUUAGAGAGGUGUCCGUAUUAGAGAGAUGUUCAUAUUAGAGAGAUGUUCAUAUUAGAGAGAUGUUCGUAUUAGAGAGGUGUCCAUAUUAGAGAGAUGUCAGAAUUAAGAGAGGUGUCCAUAUUAGAGAGGUGUUUGUAUUAGAGAGAUGUCCGUGUAAUAUAGAGAGGUGUCUGUAAGGAAAGGCUCAAGUGUAAUAAAUGUGAUUUCAUUACAGGUGACUCUGAUUUUUUACGCAGUCUGUAUCACUUUGAACGCUUAUCACAGACAACCAGCAUUGGGCGGUAUGUCGAGAUGUGUCCGCGGGCUUGUUAUGCAGAAACUGGGCCGAAUUUGGGGUAUGGAUGAUAUUCACAAUGAGAUCCAGGAGAAACUCGAAUCACUUCAGGAUAUCGCAAAUAUGGCAAAGAGCAAAUACAGAGAUUGUGAGGAAAUUAGGACAAUGGAUGAGUCGGUAAACAAGGAUCAUUCCAGAAUUUACGAUGAGCAAGAUACGAACAUAGAAUUAGCAAACACUAUCGAAGAAUCUGGGUUUGGAGUGAAUGAGCUUGAGAGAGAGGACCUUAGAUCAAAUGAUCGUCUGCCUGACAGCUCCGGUUCUCUGGCUCAAGAGACUCUCCAAGAAAGACGAGAUUUCUCUAGUAGCUCACAGAUAAAAAUACGUUGCGAAACACACCAACCUAGUAACAGCAAGGCGUUUGUAAAUAUUGAAGAAUCAGCCCAUAUUGAAGACCAGUCCACAGUUUUGAAAGAUUGCAUAAACGCUAAACCUGAUCUCCCAAUGCAAAACUCUGAGAAACAGCUAAACAUUCAACAUUUUCAAGCGCUUCAUUACUGCGAAUGCAAGUCAUGCACAGCGAAACCCGCGAAAACGCGUUGUUCUUCAUUUUUAAAUGAAAUGAUAGCAUUAAACCACCGCCUUAUUUCGAAUAUCCAGGAGAUAAAUUAUCUCGCGAGAACUUGGGAUCAUAAAUCGUCACAAAAAGAACAAUGGCUUAUUGCAGCAUCCAUAUUGGAUAAAGCAUUCCUUAUUUUAUUUCUAACUAUGUUCGUAGUUUUUACGUUGUGUAAUUUUAUUUGGUAG
Paramuricea clavata is the source of this 7639-nucleotide messenger RNA. NCBI's taxonomy places the organism in Eukaryota, Metazoa, Cnidaria, Anthozoa, Malacalcyonacea, Plexauridae. The record is from the annotation of a GenBank genome assembly.